Nerophis lumbriciformis (worm pipefish) is the source of this 1602-nucleotide messenger RNA. RefSeq names its product SH3 domain binding kinase family, member 3 (gene sbk3). The record is from RefSeq and is a predicted model, not a curated record. Gene Ontology annotation, biological process: protein phosphorylation. Gene Ontology annotation, molecular function: protein serine/threonine kinase activity; ATP binding. NCBI's taxonomy places the organism in Eukaryota, Metazoa, Chordata, Actinopteri, Syngnathiformes, Syngnathidae.
CGGCCAGGAAGUGGAGGACAGAGAGGGGGGGGCAUGGCGGCUCAGACCUUUGAAAUACUUUCAAAGCGGCAGGAGGGCUGCGGACACUCUUGUUCCCUGCAGUCGGACGCGACAGGGACAGAACUCGGUCACUGCGGAACCUUCUAGAAGACUUGGUCUCAGUCCACCCACACAAAGUUGGCCGCCAGGAGCUGGGAAAGUAACAUGACGGACGUGGCCGCGGAGGAGCUGCACGAGCGCUGCUUCCUGUCAGCGCAGGCCUUGUCCAGCCUUAAAGUGACGGAGCACUUCCAGGUGGUGAAGCUGCUGGGAGAAGGCUCAUACGGGAAGGUGAUGCUGGCCGUGCACAGGAAGAAAGGGACGCCCAUGGCCCUCAAGUUCUUCCCGCGCCGCUCCACCUCGCUCACCUCCUUCCUGCGGGAGUACAACCUCUCGCUGUCCUACUGCACGCAUCCGUCCCUGACGCGGGCGCUGGGCAUCUUCUUCUCCACGCCGUCGCACUACGUCUUCGCCCAGCAGGCCGGUCUCCAUGGCGACCUGUACAGCGUCAUCGUGUCGGAGGUGGGUCUGGAGGAGGAGCGCGUCCAGAGGGUGAUGGCUCAGCUGAGCGGCGCCGUGACUCACCUCCACUCCCUGGGCUUCGUGCACCGGGACAUCAAACCCGAGAACAUCUUCCUGUGCGACGGCUCGUGCCGCUGGGUCAAACUGGGCGACUUCGGCCUGACCCGGGCCGUCGGCUCCCGCGUCUACGCCGUCUGGUACGAGUCGCCCUUCUGCACCCCCGAGGUGGCGCACGCCAAGGCGCGGGAGGAGGCCAAGGCGGCGGGGGAGGAGGACCGGGAGCUCAUUUGGAUAACGGUGGAGACCUGCAUCGACAGCUGGGCUCUGGGGGUCCUCACCUACUGCCUGCUGACCGGCUGCUUCCCCUGGGAGGAAAGCACCGCCCACGACCCCAACUACAGACGCUACAAGACCUGGUUCCAGCGCCAGGGCGACCAGGGCGACCAGGGCGACCAGGGCGACCAGGGCGACCAGGGCGACCAGGGCGGCGGAGAGCAGGAGGCCGACUGCUACAGCAUCAUGAAGGAGAACCACAGGAACAACCCUCCUCCGUCGCAGUUCCACGGCCUCAGCCCGCUGGCCAUGGCGCUGCUCCGCCAGCUGCUCCACCCAGAGCCCCGGCGGCGAGGGAGCCCCGAGGAGGUCCUCAGCUACCUGGGCGGACCCUGGCUGAUGGAGACGCAGCGGCAAGAGAGCAGGAGGGCGGAGGAGGCCGACAGGGAGGCCAGGAAAGUACGGGAGGCCGGCGCCGGAGUGCGGGAGGAGCUGGUGAGGGAGGGAAGAGGGGAGAGAUAAUAAUGCAUCAAAAUAUACUUAUUAAGCAAUAAUAAAACACUAAGAUAAUAAUGCAUCAAAAUAUUCUAAUUAAGCAAUAAUAAAACACUAAGAUAAUAAUGCAUCAAAAUAUACUUGUUAAGCAUUAAUAAAACACUUACAUAAUAAUGCAUCAACAUAUACUUAUUAAGCAUUAAUGAAACACUAAGAUAAUAAUGCAUCAAAACAUACUUAUUGAGCAUUAAUAUUUAUUUAUUAAUGCUUUAU